This is a messenger RNA of Solanum tuberosum (potato), 1902 nucleotides long. RefSeq names its product probable trehalose-phosphate phosphatase F. Gene Ontology annotation, molecular function: trehalose-phosphatase activity. Lineage: Eukaryota; Viridiplantae; Streptophyta; Magnoliopsida; Solanales; Solanaceae. Gene Ontology annotation, biological process: trehalose biosynthetic process. The transcript is spliced from 15 exons. The coding region runs from base 473 to 1492 and encodes 339 amino acids. The record is from RefSeq and is a predicted model, not a curated record.
AAUUAAUUCUUUUUUCUUUUGGUUAAAAACAUAGUUUUUCUAUUAUUUUUUACUUUUUAUUAUGGACGAAAUGCCACAUGUCCUUUUCUUAAUCUUUAUAAAUUACUUACACUUUCAAAUUAAUUAAUUAAUCUCCUUCUUAAUUUUUUCCGUUACAUCUCUGCCAAUUCUUAGGGUUUUCUCAUUCAAUUUCUGGUUCCUUUUGGGCUUCGAAUUAGAAGAUCGACAUUGGAUUUUAGAUAUUCACGUUUUUUUUAGCUCUUUCAACCAGGUAGGAAGCACAGAGGCUUAUAGCUAAUAUAAGGAUUGUAAGUCAAGCAUGUUGUGUUGCUUAAACUGCAAUUUGGCUCCGGAAAUGAGGUUUCAGGAAGCCGGUGCUUGAUGGGCAGUAAACUCAGGAGUAGUAAUAAGAGAACACUAAAGAGGUGGUUUUUCAUCGACAAAAAGGUGGGAUAAAAAUAUUAGUGUUCUAAUGAUUCCGAGAAAGAAGCCAGGGAGGCUAGAUGACGUUCGUUCUAAUGGUUGGCUUGAUGCAAUGAAGUCUUCGUCACCUCCUAGUAAGAAGGUUCAGAAGGAAGCAGGCGUUGAGGAUUUCUCUGAUGAUGCUAAAUGUGGUUACUCUUCUUGGAUGUUCAAGUAUCCAUCAGCACUAAACUCAUUUCAGCAAAUUGUAAACCAUGCGAAGAAUAAAAAGAUUGUUAUCUUUUUAGACUACGAUGGGACUCUUUCUCCAAUUGUAGAUGAUCCUGACCGUGCUUUUAUCUCCGCUGAAAUGCGUUCUGCUGUCAGGGAUGUUGCGAAGCAUUUCCCAACAGCCAUCAUCAGUGGAAGAAGCCGUGAUAAGGUUUAUCAGUUGGUAGGACUAACCGAACUCUAUUAUGCUGGUAGUCAUGGUAUGGACAUCAUGCUUCCAAUUAGAAAUGAGUUGUGCACUAAUGAUUCACUUAUCAAAUCUACUGACCAGCAGGGCAAGGAAGUUAAUCUAUUCCAGCCUGCUCGUGAAUUUUUACCUAUGAUAGAUGAGGUUUUUAGAACCCUCGUCGAUAAAACUAAAGAAGUAAUAGGUGCAAAAGUUGAGAACCACAAAUUUUGUGCCUCUGUACAUUACCGUAACGUAGAUGAGAAUAGUUGGCCUAUUCUUGCCCAAUGUGUACAUGAUGUCUUGAAAGAAUACCCUCGACUACGACAAACUCAUGGGCGGAAGGUUUUAGAGGUCCGUCCUGUAAUAGACUGGGACAAAGGAAAAGCAGUUGAGUUUUUGCUUGAUUCACUAGGUUUUAGAAACAGCCAUGAUGUGCUCCCUAUCUAUAUUGGCGAUGACAGAACAGAUGAAGAUGCAUUCAAGGUUUUGAGGGGGAGAUAUCAAGGUUAUGGAAUUCUUGUUUCGGCUAUUCCAAAAGAGAGUAACGCUAUCUUUUCUCUCGGGGAUACUUCAGAGGUCAAAGAAUUCUUGGGUUCUCUUGCGAAAACUAUGGAAAAUCAAGAAAUGUGAAAUGCAGGACGGGGGAGGGAACAAAAGGGAUGUUACUAAUAAGAAUUUUGAAUAAACUGUGAAGUCAUUUCUUUUAUCAUAUUGUUCAAAUAUUUUUCUUACAAGUGCAAGAAUUUUGUUUUCAGUUUUUUUGUAAUUUCAUUUUCUCGGAUUUUCGUGUAUUCUGCUCUGGGUAAGGAGGAGACUGUUGAGAAAAAAAAAGCCCUUUUCUCUUGAGUUAUUGUGAUGGUUAAUGUACUUUAGAUCAAGUGUUUCGAGAAGCUCUGUGGGGAUGGGUUGUUUGGUCUUCUUAUAUGAACUUGGGUCUGGGUCGUACUCUCCUUACGAGCUAUCUUGAUUAUGGGCAGGGAUGUGGCUCGACAGUGUUAAAAAAAAGAUAUAUGCCUUAGUCCCCAAAUUUAAGGGGCCUC